Messenger RNA from Micropterus dolomieu (smallmouth bass), 725 nucleotides. RefSeq names its product dual specificity protein phosphatase 13A family protein. Gene Ontology annotation, cellular component: cytoplasm. The coding region runs from base 200 to 616 and encodes 138 amino acids. The transcript is spliced from 3 exons. Gene Ontology annotation, biological process: protein dephosphorylation; negative regulation of MAPK cascade. NCBI's taxonomy places the organism in Eukaryota, Metazoa, Chordata, Actinopteri, Centrarchiformes, Centrarchidae. Gene Ontology annotation, molecular function: protein tyrosine/serine/threonine phosphatase activity; MAP kinase phosphatase activity. The record is from RefSeq and is a predicted model, not a curated record.
CUAGCUUGAUCAAUGCGUGUGCCUUGCGCUCACUCACCCGUACUGAGAUGUAACAGAGGACGAUUCAGAAACGUAUUUAUUCAGCUACCUAGCUAAAUGGCAUCUCACAAGAAUCUGAGGAAAUCAUAUUAGCGUGUGCUGCAAUAACACGGGAGUGUUGAAAUCAUUUCGCCCUGGCUUCGUUACUGUUGACUACACAAUGCGGUCAGUGGCCAAUGAUCGCUACAGCCUGUGGAAGCUGGGAAUCACUCAUGUUCUGAAUGUUGCUCAUGGGAGGAUGCACUGUCAGGGGAGUCAUGACUUCUAUGGCUCCACUAUGGAUUAUUAUGGAGUGCCUGCUGAUGACUCACCAUCCUUUGACCUCUCUGGCUAUUUCUUUCCCUCUGCUGAGUAUAUUCACAGUGCACUUGACACGGCUGGUGCUCGGGUUUUUGUCCACUGUGCUGUUGGAGUGAGCAGGUCUGCCUCCCUAGUCCUGGCCUACCUAAUGAUCCACCACCAUUACACCCUAUUAGAGGCCAUCAACAAGGUCAAAGAGCACAGGUGGAUUUUCCCAAACAGAGGAUUCCUCAAACAGCUUCGUGCUUUGGAGAUUAAGCUAUGCAAGACAUCCUGAGUAAUCCUCCAUACUUCAUAGAUUUUCUAACCUACAGAACCUCAUAUGCCUGUUUUCCUCAGGAUAAAUAAAGGAUUCAGUAUCUGUCAGUGGAGGGAGAUUCUGUACU